Microtus oregoni (creeping vole) is the source of this 3099-nucleotide messenger RNA. Its product is annotated as EH domain-containing protein 1-like. The transcript has a single exon. The record is from RefSeq and is a predicted model, not a curated record. Bases 16 to 1620 code for a protein of 534 amino acids. Gene Ontology annotation, biological process: clathrin-dependent synaptic vesicle endocytosis; endosomal transport. Gene Ontology annotation, molecular function: calcium ion binding; molecular adaptor activity; protein binding. Lineage: Eukaryota; Metazoa; Chordata; Mammalia; Rodentia; Cricetidae. Gene Ontology annotation, cellular component: cytoplasm; intracellular vesicle; clathrin-coated pit.
CUAGUGUCCGGCAGCAUGUUCAGCUGGGUGAGCAAGGAUGCCCGCAGCAAGAAGGAGCCGGAGCUCUUCCAGACGGUGGCCGAGGGGUUGCGACUGCUGUACGCGCAGAAGCUGCUGCCGCUGGAGGAGCACUAUCGCUUCCACGAGUUCCACUCGCCCGCGCUGGAGGACGCUGACUUCGACAACAAACCCAUGGUGCUCCUGGUCGGCCAGUACAGCACCGGCAAGACCACCUUCAUCCGCCACUUGAUCGAGCAGGACUUCCCGGGGAUGCGCAUCGGGCCGGAGCCCACCACCGACUCCUUCAUCGCGGUCAUGCACGGCCCCACCGAGGGCGUGGUGCCGGGCAACGCGCUCGUCGUCGACCCGCGGCGCCCCUUUCGCAAGCUCAACGCCUUCGGCAACGCCUUCCUCAACAGGUUCAUGUGUGCACAGCUGCCCAACCCGGUCCUGGACAGCAUCAGUAUCAUCGACACUCCCGGGAUCCUGUCUGGCGAGAAGCAGCGCAUCAGCCGAGGUUAUGACUUUGCGGCUGUCCUCGAGUGGUUUGCUGAGCGCGUGGACCACAUCAUCCUACUCUUUGACGCCCACAAGCUGGACAUCUCAGACGAGUUCUCAGAAGUUAUCAAGGCCCUCAAAAAUCACGAGGACAAGAUCCGUGUGGUGCUGAACAAGGCGGACCAGAUUGAGACCCAGCAGCUGAUGAAAGUGUACGGGGCUCUCAUGUGGUCGCUGGGGAAGAUCAUCAACACCCCCGAGGUGGUCCGGGUCUACAUUGGCUCCUUCUGGUCACACCCAUUGCUUAUCCCUGACAACCGGAAGCUCUUCGAGGCAGAGGAGCAGGACCUCUUCAACGACAUCCAGUCUCUACCCAGAAAUGCUGCCCUUAGGAAGCUCAAUGACCUGAUCAAGCGGGCCAGGCUGGCCAAGGUCCAUGCCUACAUCAUCAGCUCCCUCAAGAAGGAGAUGCCCAAUGUCUUUGGGAAAGAGAGCAAGAAGAAAGAGCUGGUGAAUAUCCUGGGAGAAAUCUACCAGAAAAUCGAGCGGGAGCACCAGAUCUCCCCUGGCGACUUCCCGAGCCUGCGCAAGAUGCAGGAACUCCUUCAGACUCAGGACUUCAGCAAGUUCCAGGCCUUGAAGCCCAAGCUGCUAGAUACAGUGGAUGAUAUGCUGGCCAACGACAUAGCCCGGCUGAUGGUGAUGGUGCGCCAAGAGGAGUCCCUGAUGCCCUCACAGGCUGUGAAGGGAGGGGCUUUUGAUGGCACCAUGAAUGGGCCCUUUGGGCAUGGCUACGGAGAGGGGGCUGGCGAGGGCAUCGAUGAUGUUGAGUGGGUGGUUGGCAAGGACAAGCCCACCUACGACGAGAUCUUCUAUACGCUGUCUCCUGUCAAUGGCAAGAUCACCGGUGCCAACGCCAAGAAGGAGAUGGUGAAGUCCAAGCUGCCGAACACCGUGCUGGGGAAGAUCUGGAAGCUGGCUGACGUGGACAAGGAUGGCCUGCUGGAUGAUGAGGAGUUUGCCCUGGCCAACCACCUUAUCAAGGUCAAGUUAGAAGGCCAUGAGCUACCUGCUGACCUUCCUCCACAUCUCAUCCCACCCUCCAAACGGAGGCAUGAGUGACAGCUGUGCUGACACACCCCCAAGCUCCAGGGCCCUGGCACUUUCUACCUGCCAGCGCCUUGCCUGCCCAUGUGGGCCUGAGCCCGGAGGGGCAGAGAUUUGGGGAGGGAAAGGGUCACCAUCUUUCAAGGUCCAUAAAGACUGAGCAGCGUUUCCUCACCUCUUGAAUAGGAAAACCACCAUCUUUCUUUUAAAGCUGUCGGGGGUUCAGCGGGGAGGCAUGGGUGAUGCUUGGAUGUGCACAAGAACCAUGAAUAUUUUUAAUAUAUAAUGUUAGAGGCAGCCUUCUUUCUUGCCUCCUCCUCUGUCUGGCAGCCCCACACUCAGCCUUUCCUUUUGCCCUGCCUUGCCCAGGCAGCCAUAGUGACUGGGGAUCCACCCCUCACAGCCCACCCUGGCACACCCAUGUGUAGACAGGGGCCCCCCAGCUCUCUCAGUUUGUUUUCAACCUGAGGUUUAUUCAUGGGGCAGUGACUCGCUUCCUGCUAGCACUCGGGGAAGCUGCUUCAGGUCUCUGCUGUGGUCGGGGUGCAUACCCUCCUGUUGCUUCCACACCCCGUCUCUGACACCCCAGCCAAUACAGCAGCCACAGGUUAAGACCCAGCCACUGUUAACUUUUGUGGGGACUGGAGGGGUGAGAGACGGUGUCCUCCAGGAAAACACAUAAGCUAGGCAUCGUUCUGUAAGCGAACUCUUUAUACUUGACCAGGUUUCCAGUAACUCCACAACACUUGUUCAAAGCUGUGAUCUUUGUCUUCCCUUUCCUGUACCCUAGCGUCCAUCAGUUCCAGCAGAGAGCAGACCCCUUGGCCUUGGCUCUGUAGUCUAGCUGAGGGAAGGCCAUCCUAGCUCCUGCUCUUGAGUGCUCUGAAAUGUCCUCACUUCAUCAGUCUUCACGGCAGCUUCCUGGAGCCCCUGGCUGCCUGGGGUGGGCAGUGGGGCCUGUGACCUGGGGUGGUCUGGUGCUGGUAAGAGGAAGCCUGUGGCUCUGGCCUGGGUGUAGUGGCCGAGCAGCAGGACAGGGGAAAACCCAACCCCUUCCCUCUCUUUCCUUCCUCCCUCCUCCCCUGCUGAGCCAAGGAGGUCUGGGUGUCCUGAGAUCCCCAGACCGAGCAGUAAGAAGCCAGAGCUAGCAAAUGACCACUUUAACCACCCCACUGCAGCCUCUGGGACAGGUACACCCUAUGGCCAGUGGUUGGCUGUCAGGGUGGGCUUUCUACUGAGGUGGGUGGGGCAGCUGCAGCCUGCUCAUCCCACACCGCAGGUGGGCUUCAGGGAGCUGCCUACCACCUCCCAGCACUGCUCUGGGCCUUGUUGAUGCUGAGCUCCAGCCUGCUAGCUCCCUGCCUCAGCUGAGAGUUAGGUGAGAUGACCUCACAGGUUCACUAAAGUCCAGCCGGCUCAAUCCUCACCUGUGUGUGUGGGGGGGGGGGGGUGCCUGAGCAAAGACUUUGUUCCUUGCAUUAAAGAAAGUUUAAU